Molecule: messenger RNA, 1106 nt
Organism: Schizosaccharomyces japonicus yFS275
Lineage: Eukaryota; Fungi; Ascomycota; Schizosaccharomycetes; Schizosaccharomycetales; Schizosaccharomycetaceae
Exons: 1
Coding region: 362-1009 (215 amino acids)
Source: RefSeq, a predicted model, not a curated record
AACUAGACUUGAGAUCAUACAAACGCUUCGUAUCGACUGUAAAUGGGGAAGCGAAAUUGUGUGGAGUAAGUAUAACGCUCUCCUCAAAAAACAAGAACAACUAUUAGUACGUUCAAUCCAAAUAACGAAGCUGUAUCAUGAGACACUUAUUACCUAGUACUGCACAAUUUAGCAACAAUUGUCAUCCCACACAUCACACAAAAAAUUGGCAACAACUUCAUCGUUUUUGCUCGAACCGAUUAGGCUAAACCUCUGUAUGCAUGUGAAUGAAAGAACAGUAUUGACUGCAUGAACACAGAUUAGUAUUUAACAAAGAGUAACUGCGGUAAUAGAAUCCCCGUGGAAGAACGUUGCAAAGGAUAUGAAUUUGGGAUUAUUUUUCUUUUCCUUCUUGAUUAUAAGUCGCUCGCUAACGGUUGUUAUAGCGGAUGGCUUAUCCCACAAUGCAGAGCUUAAUAUUACUUAUUACACAACUACUAUGGACCCCUUAUCCUCGGGUUGUGGGGCGAAUAGCCAGAGAAUGGGUGACAAUUCUUCCAUAACUAUUAACCUCCAAUCUUCUACAGAGAACGGCUCGUUCGCAUAUCUCAUAUGGCAUGACGACCACGUACCCCGCGCUGUCAAUUGGAAUGUUCCGACAGGUUCAGUUCGUCUCGUCCCAUUGAUGCCAUCUUGUUUUGGGGAGUACAUCGUUUUGAAUGGUUCAGAUUACAUUAUUGCGAAUGGUGUAUAUGACCCGAAAAUCAACACAACCAAUAAAAUCACCAUACCAUUGCCAGGAGCAGGCAAAUAUGCCAUUGCUGCCCGCGCUUUGCACCAAGAACUAAGUGAUAAAUAUAAACUGAAAGUGGUAUUUGAAGGAGUCCUUGAACAAAACCCCUAUGGCCCAAACUCUGACAAGUCCUAUGAUACGUCUUCCGAAACGCAAGACUCAUCUGCCUUUCGCACUGUUCCGUUUUUUCUUCCCACCAUAUUUUCUUUACUUUUAGCAAUUUUAUUUAUAAUUUAGAUUAAUUCAUCUGGUUCCGAGCUGCUUACAUAGGCGAAAACGUUGUCGCAUCCAACCAGUCAGAAUUAAAAAAUGCGCACCAAUAGACAAAAAGGAC